Messenger RNA from Prorocentrum cordatum, 706 nucleotides. NCBI's taxonomy places the organism in Eukaryota, Dinophyceae, Prorocentrales, Prorocentraceae. The record is from the annotation of a GenBank genome assembly.
CUGUCGGACAGUGCCGGGGGCCGUGGAUGGCCCCGAGAGCCCGAAGACUGCGCAGAGCAUCAAGACCCAGUUCCCUCAGGGCCCGUUUCCCCGCGAUGGCGGGAGCUGGAGAGCGGAGGAAGGGACCCCCCAAGAGAGCAGAGGUGCAAGAAGCAGGCAGGAAAUCGAGACCCAGCGGCGCCGAGAGGGAGGGGGUGGCUCAGGCGGAGGGGCAGGAGGAAAAGGAGGAGGAGGAGGAGGAGGAAAGGAGAACCCGACGCUGCCUCGCUCGAUCCUCCCAGAGGGCGGCGGCAAGCGGCCGCGCGCUCGCACGAGGGAGGCCCCGCCUCUGCCGGCCCGCUCCCGCUGCUGCUGCUGCCCUCCAUGGCGCGUCGCUGCUGGCGGCCCGUGCGCUGGAGGCACCCGCAAACCAUAGCCACGAGGGGGGGAGGAGGGGGCCGGCGGAGGUAGCAAGACGAAAUUUGAGGCGGCAGCUCGUGCCAGCCUCCCAUCCCAUGCGGCUUGCCGAGCAGUCGUGAUGGCUGAGACCAACGGAAGGAAAAGGGGAUCUGGCGAAAGCAGAGCCGGGCCAAAGCAACCAAAGGAGGUUCCUGGCAUCAUAGGCGAGACUGUAGCCUGAUCGCAGAUCCGUGAAGUCCUAGGGCGCCCUGGUCAACGCUCGAUGGAUCAGCGGACCGCAAUCCAAGAUCGAGCUUCCAACCCAUCC